AUGCUCUUUCUUCCGCCCGUUCCGCCACUGGACGAGCCACCGGCGGCUACCAACGUAGACGGGCUGAAGAGGGGAAUACUACGCACGGCAGUCAACGGUAGGCUUCAAGUCGAACUCAAUGAAGGCUCGCGUAUCGGAGUAUGUAGAAGCUGUACUCAACCACUCGUACUCCGCAGCACCGUAGACGGCGCCUUGAGACGUCGUCUGACGUCUGACUACGUGAAAGUGGCUCUCAGCGCUUCGCACCGCGUUGCGAGACACACUGAGGUCUACGUUGUCUCGCGAAACGCAUCACGGUGGAAAAAACGCAGCGUAGACGGCCCCUAUAGACAUUUUGCCGCGCUUCUGCACGUAGAAGUCAAAAACGUGCGUACAAGGCCGUGCGGCUGA
Messenger RNA from Rangifer tarandus platyrhynchus (Svalbard reindeer), 390 nucleotides. The record is from the annotation of a GenBank genome assembly. Lineage: Eukaryota; Metazoa; Chordata; Mammalia; Artiodactyla; Cervidae.